Gymnodraco acuticeps is the source of this 1796-nucleotide messenger RNA. Its product is annotated as arrestin domain-containing protein 3-like. The coding region runs from base 91 to 1203 and encodes 370 amino acids. Gene Ontology annotation, cellular component: plasma membrane; cytoplasm. Gene Ontology annotation, biological process: protein transport. The record is from RefSeq and is a predicted model, not a curated record. NCBI's taxonomy places the organism in Eukaryota, Metazoa, Chordata, Actinopteri, Perciformes, Bathydraconidae. The transcript is spliced from 7 exons.
GCAAAGCAACUGGCCAGGGUAAACAAGCCUUGGAUUUCCUCGUGGUUUUACAGGAGAUUUGGAUUUUCUACUGUUUGUUCUUUGUAAAAAAUGACCAUCAACAACUUUGCAAUAGAAUAUGAUGCCAUCAACAGCAGAAACACCUUUACAAAUGGAGAUACCAUCAAUGGGAGAAUCAUCAUGGAGGUUUCUAAGGAAACCACAGUCCAGUCUCUAAUUUUUAUAGCAAAAGGAAAAGCUCGGGUCCGCUGGGGUGAUCAACAUCAUACGUACUGGGCUGAUGAGAAAUAUUAUGAUAUCAAACAUCAUAUCUUGAGAGAGUCGAGACAAGAUGGCACUGAAGUUAUCGGUAAAGGGAGACAUGUAUUCCCUUUUUCCUUCAAGAUUCCUGACAACAAAAUUCCAUCGUCUUUCAAAUCUGGCAUUGGCAACAUUCAUCAUAAACUGAAGGCAGAGCUCAAACAAUCAAUGAAGCUGACCAAAAAGGCCAAAACCCACUUCACAUUUGUGUCAAAAGCAGACAUGGAUAUUCCUGGACUUCUGGAACCUCAGUAUGGUAGCAAGGACAAAUCUGUCAAGGUAUUUGGCUCUGGAAUUAUUUCAAUGGAUGUUCAGACCAAGCGAAUGGGAUACAAACAAGGUAGAGAUCUCAAAGUCUCAGUUGAAAUCGUCAACAACUCAAGUCGUUCAGUGAAGGCUAAAGUCAUCCUGUAUGAGAAGAAGAGCUUCUUCGCCCAGGGUCGCAGGAGAGUUUCCACAAAGGAGAUCCUUAAGGAGAAGAUGGAGGCUGUCGCAUCCUCUAACAAAGAGACUGUGGUCAAGGUGAUGGACAUCCCCAGAGAGUUACCUAGCUCCAUCUUAAACUGCAGCAUCAUCAAACUGGAGUACAGGCUGAAGGUCCAUCUAGAUGUCCAAUAUGCUUCAGACCCAGAGAUCACACUCCCUAUAGUGAUCCUACCUGCCUCUGAGGAUACUCCUCAACAACAACAACAACAACAACAACAACAACAACAACAACAACAACAACAACAACCUUCUGAUGCUGGCUUUGGGUUUGAUGGAUUUGGGAAUCCAGAGCAAGCCCCCUGGAGCCCGGCACCACACCAACCAGCAGCAGCCGCCAGCGCUAUGGAUCCUCCACCUCCCUAUGCAGCAUAUGCAAUGUACCCCGCUAACCAAUACUGGACUGGAAAGUCCAUCUAGAUGUUAAAUAUGCUUCAGACCCAGAGAUCACACUCCCUAUAGUGAUCCUACCUGCCUCUGAGGAUAAUCCUAAACAACAACAACCUUCUGAUGCUGGCUUUGGGUUUGAUGGAUUUGGGAACCCAGAACAAGCCCCCUGGAGCCCGGCACCACACCAACCAGCAGCAGCCGCCAGCGCUAUGGAUCCCCCACCUCCCUAUGCAGCAUAUGCAAUGUACCCCGCUAACCAAUACUGGACUGGAAAGUAAAUACGGCAACAAUUUGGCAUUGCUCUUCUAUAAUAUUGUCAUGAUCGACUGAUACGACUGAUACACAGUAUCAACAUUACAUACAGAAGAAUGAAUGAUGUUGUCUUUGUUUACCACAGAUAGGCUACUACCUUUAUUAUUGGCUCAAGCAUCAUACCUUUGGAUUAUUUGUCAGUUUCCAUUCAUGUUGAUGCCACAUUUUGUGUGUAUAUGUUAUUGUGAUUUGUUUGUGAAUUGAUCAUAAUUUGAGUGUUAUGUAAAUACUGAACAUACAGUACAACAACUUUGGACAGUCUUCAAUCAGACGGGAAAUUCAACAUGAUUCAUAAAAUGUUAUCUCACAAA